Messenger RNA from Botrytis porri, 264 nucleotides. RefSeq lists its product as uncharacterized. The record is from RefSeq and is a predicted model, not a curated record. The coding region runs from base 1 to 264 and encodes 87 amino acids. The transcript has a single exon. NCBI's taxonomy places the organism in Eukaryota, Fungi, Ascomycota, Leotiomycetes, Helotiales, Sclerotiniaceae.
AUGAAUCAUGCUGCGAUUGACAAACGCAGCACAGUGGAUGUUCAAAAUGGAUCGCGAUGCAUUCUUAAUGCUCACUACACUACAUCAACCCUUGUAGAGGGAGGGACUUGCAAGACUGGCCCAGAUGACUUUGCGGUAGAAGUUUUCACGACCGGUGCUUAUGAAGCUUUUGAAGCCAUCUUGAGAGUCAAUCGGAAAGGUCAAUUUUGCGAGAUGGAUCUCAAAUGGGAUGGCGAAUGGACUAACCUUGUCCGAGGCAGUUAA